UUAAUAAAUUAAAACUUAAGUAUAUAAGUAAUAGAAAUGUAUUGUAAAUAUUAAUAUGUUUGUGUUUGUUUGUUUGUUUGUUUGUUUGUUUGUUUGUUUGUUUGUUUGUUUGUUUGUUUGUUUGUUUGUUUGUUUGUGUACAGCUUGUCCUCCUCUGUGCUACAAGGGUUUACAUGCACAACAGUAAGAUCUUUAGGAAAGAGGCAAAUCAAGAAUCUGAUUAAAGCCUGUCGGAGAAAAGGGACAAACAAGGUUCCAUUGGUGGAGACUCAGCUGACCUGCAUGUACAACCAAAUCAAAGAAGAGUCGGAUGCCACCAGCUUUUCCCUCUAUCCUCCAGAUGUGUUGCUUUACUAUGAUUACUCUCUGGUGCCACGGAGCAGCUGCAGGUCUUAUUUUCAAGAGUUGGCUGAUGCAGACUUUUCCAUUUUUUCUCCAGCACUGACAUACAGACGGUCUGCUUUGUUUGAUAAUGCAAGGAACUGCUUGGGAAUAACUAGCACAAGUUUAACUGAGGAUAAUGUAUCAGUUUUGGGGAACAUGUGCUGCAUUCUUGAUGGCUCCUACAUCCAAAACUCUCAUCCAUCUAUACUGGAACAACUCAAGAACUGUCCAGAUCUCACUGUUGGUCAAUCAACUGCAGUUAUAACCCUUCUGACCAAUGGAAAUACACCUUAUGGAGAUCCUUCAACAUGGACUGAACAAACUCUAAAAGACCUUGGGAUGCUAACUCUGCAUUUGCCUUCAUCUUUCUAUCAGCACUUUGAUCAGGACACAAAGCGUAACUUCUUGAAAUACUUUCUGAACGUUUUUGGUGGAGUGAGCAGAGAACAGAGGAAGCAACUGAAGAAGGAGAUAAGACAGUCCAUCAAAAGUGAUUCAGACCAGACUGCAGAAUGCACAGUUGGAAUAAUCACUCAGGUCACAAUCAGUGACCCCACCUUCCCCUUUGACUAUAACAUCAACCAAUUCAACAACUGUCUGUCAGUUUCAACUGUCAAAGACAACUUGGAUGGCAUCACAGAAAAGGUGGAUGAGGUGGAAUACCUCAGGAUUGUUCUCCAGAAACUGCAAGACGUUUACAACACCAUCAUUCCAGAAGAUCAGGUUCAGCUCCUAAGUGCAACUUCUCGUGUUGCCACAGUUCAAGAUAUUAUUUCAUGGACCAUCAGUAAAAUCGACACGCUUGCUGCUUUGAUGGACUCUUCAAAUGGAGGCUGGGACCCAAGCUUAGCUAAGGUUAUCAUCUCUAAGUAUCUGGCUGUUGGAGGAAACAAACUAGGCAGUGCAGAGCUGAAUGUUAUUGGGGGACCAAAUCUCUGCUCUCUAGAUGUGGACAUUAUCAGGACUAUUUCAUCUCAAAGUUUCAGAGAAGUUGACUUUCUGGACAUCUCUAGCUGCACUACUGAAAAAAAGGAAGAGUUUUUCCGUAUCUCCUUUGAAGCAUUCAGCCUUACAACAAGCUCAGUUUCUGUUUUUCAGCUCAUACAACCAUACAUUGGAGGUGCAAGUGCUGAUUAUAUUCGUAGUUUGGUGGUCUCUGAUGUUAACAUGGACCUGGCCACCUUCACUAGUUUGGAUGAAAAAGUUGUGCUGAGUCUAACUGCAAGUGAAGUUAAAGGUCUUCUCGGCACCAACCUCCCAGAUUUGAAGUCUUAUGAAAACCAAACUCUGGUGCAGACCUGGAUCAGAAGUCAAAACCAGUCGGAGCUUGAUAUUCUAAGAUUGAGCUUCCUGGAAGGCAAGGUUGAUCCCACGAUUCCUCCAUAUAACAGUUCUACGACUUUGUUACCAACAACUACUGUAACUGGAUUCAAACCAUCACAAGCAAGCACAGCUGAAACUUCAACCACAGGUUUUACAUCAACUUUAUCACCAACAACAACUAAUGUAACUGGAUUCCAUCUUUCCCCAGCAAGCACAGUUGAGCCUCUAACUUUAAGUUCUACAUCAACUUUAUCACCAACAACAACAAAUGUAACUGGAUUGAAUCCUUUACCAGCAACCACCGCUCAACCUCUAAUUUUGAGUUCUACAUCAACUUUAUCACCAACAACAACUAAUGUAACUGGAUUGAAUCCUUCACCAGCAAGCACAGCUGAACCUCCAACUUUAAAUUCUACAACAAUUAAUGUAACUGGAUUGAAUCCUUCACCAGCAAGCACCGCUCAACCUCUAAUUUUAAGUUCUACAUCAACUUUAUUACCAACAACUAAUGUAACUAGAUUCCAUCCAUCACCAGCAAGCACAGUUGAGCCUCUUACUUUAAGUACUACAUCAACUUUAUCACCAACAAUAACUAAUGUAACUGGAUUGGAACCAUCACCUGCAAGCACAGCUGAACCUCCAACCAUAGGUUCUACAUCAACCUUAUCACCAACAACAACUAAUAUAACAGGAUUCCAUCCUUCACCAGCAAGCACAGCUGAACCUCUAACUCUAAGUUCUACAUUAACUUUAUCACCAACAAAAACUAAUUUAACUGGAUUCCAUCCAUCACCAGCAAGCACAGCUGAAACUUCAACCAUAGGUUCAACAUUAACUUCAUCACCAACAAAAACGAAUGUAACUGGAUUCAAUCCUUUACCAGCAAGCACAGCUGAACUUCCAACCAUAGGUUUUACAUCAACUUUAUCACUAACAAAAACUAAUGUAACUGGAUUGAAUCCUUUACCAGCAAGCACAGCUGAACGUCCAACCAUAGGUUCUACAUCAACUUUAUCACCAAUGACAACUAAUGUAACUGGAUUGAAUCCUUUACCAGCAAGCACAGCUGAACCUCCAACCAUAGGUUCUACAUCAACUUUAUCACCAACAACAACUAAUGUAAAUGGAUUGAGUCCUUCACCAGCAAGCACAGCUGAACCUCCAACCAUAGGUUCUACAUCAACUUUAUCACCAAUGACAACUAAUGUAACUGGAUUUAAUCCUUUACCAGCAAGCACAGCUGAACCUCCAACCAUAGGUUUUACAUCAACCUUAUCACCAACAACAACUAAUAAAACUGGAUUGAAUCCUUCACCAAAAAGCACAGGUGAGCCUCUAACUUUAAGUUCUACAUCAACUUUAUCACCAACAAAAAAUAAUGUAAAUGGAUUGAAUCCUUCAUCAGCAAGCACAGCUGAACGUCCAACCAUAGGUUCUACAUCAACUUUAUCACCAAUGACAACUAAUGUAACUGGAUUUAAUCCUUUACCAGCAAGCACAGCUGAACCUCCAACCAUAGGUUUUACAUCAACCUUAUCACCAACAACAACUAAUAAAACUGGAUUGAAUCCUUCACCAAAAAGCACAGGUGAGCCUCUAACUUUAAGUUCUACAUCAACUUUAUCACCAACAAAAAAUAAUGUAAAUGGAUUGAAUCCUUCAUCAGCAAGCACAGCUGAACCUCCAACCAUAGGUUCUACAUCAACUUUAUCACCAAUGACAACUAAUGUAACUGGAUUUAAUCCUUCACCAAAAAGCACAGGUGAGCCUCUAACUUUAAGUUCUACAUCAACUUUAUCACCAACAAAAAAUAAUGUAAAUGGAUUGAAUCCUUCAUCAGCAAGCACAGCUGAACGUCCAACCAUAGGUUCUACAUCAACUUUAUCACCAACAAAAACUAAUGUAACUGGAUUGAAUCCUUCACCAGCAAGCACAGCUGAACCUCCAACCAUUGGUUCUACAUCAACCUUAUCACAAACAACAACUAAUGUAACUGGAUUGAAUCUUUCACCAACAAGCACAGUUGAGCCUCUAACUUUAAGUUCUACAUCAACUUUAUUACCAACAAAAACUAAUGUAACUGGAUUCAAUUCAUCACCAGCAAGCACAGCUGAACCUCCAACCAUAGGUUCUACAUCAACCUUAUCACCAGCAACAACUAAUGUAACUGAAUUCAAUCCUUUACUAGCCAGCACAGCUCAACCUCCAACUGCUGGUUCUUCAAUGACCCUAUCACCAACAUCAAACAUCAUGCCUGGAACUACAAGACUGUCAACAGUCUUCACAUCAACAACAACUUCCAUGCCAGCAUCAAGGCAUUCAACAUUGUCUAAAUCCACCAUACUCUCUGAAAUGACCAGUCCUGUAACUUCAGAUAUCCACUCUAGACAGUGCCGAGUUAUCACAGCAAAUGAAUCAAAUACAUGUGUUGAAGUAAACAGCACAGAUCUUCAAGUCUUCCUCAACAGUGGAAAGAUGAGCAAACGCUUCUGUAACUUUUCUGUGGAAGAGUUUGCUUGUGCCUCUCUUUCAGCCUUAACAGCACAGGACCUGGUAGAGAUUAUGAAGUGUGAUCUGUCAUCAAACUCAAGUGGGUCCAUAUCGGCCUGGAAUCUUCUCUUCUGUAAAACUUCCAGGAUCCUGAAUGCAGCUCUGAAUCUUCUGACCACUGCAACAAUCAACCCCAACAAUCCUGCAGUGUCAGUGAUUUUGGACAGCAUACAAGCAAUCAGUCCAGAUCUUUUCAGCACAAACACACUGAAUAAUCUCACUGAGCUGCAGCUGUGGUUUAACGUUCGCCUUCGCCCGUUCUUGCCUGCUGUUUCCUCCAACUUUCUCUCAAUUCUUGCAACAAAGGAUUUGCAGUGCAACUCCUACCAAUAUAUCUUGCAAAUAUUGAGUGAAGUACAACCCCAGAUGACUCUUUCUAAGCAAGAAUUUGUGUACACACAAUUCAUCAAGAUCUACCUGAGCAGAAAGGAUACUGCAGCAACAUCACCAAAGUGCUAUGACAACAACAACCCAGAGCUGAACUCCACAGCCUGGUUUGCAGAGUACAUCGGCUCUUUCAUCACUUUUCUCACUGUGGUGGAUCUUCAGUCAUUUGGAUCUCAACAGGACCUGCAGCUGUUCACAGUGAAUCCUCAGAAUCUUCUGCUUCUUAAUCAGUAUAAGGUGGAUGUGACAAUAGUCAUCUACUACAUUCAGUUAGUUUAUCAGCAAGACAUCCACUUCAGUCCACUUGGCCUUCCUUCAUUGGGUCAGUGCUUUGCUCCUGGCCGGGCGUUCACUCAGUUGACUUCACAAGAAAGUUUGACGGUUUUGGGAAAUGUCAACAGAGUUUGUACAGACAUAGAUCCACAGGUAAACAAAACAACAAGUAAAAACACAGAAAUACUGAAAGUACAGAUUUUUCAAUACAUGUAUAAAAAUAAAAUACAGGAAGACUAAAAAACUGAACAAUGUACUGUAUAACAAGGGACAACUGAUAUGAGCAAAAUAAAAACUGAAGUACAGAGUGGUUUAUAUG
This is a messenger RNA of Oryzias latipes (Japanese medaka), 5236 nucleotides long. NCBI's taxonomy places the organism in Eukaryota, Metazoa, Chordata, Actinopteri, Beloniformes, Adrianichthyidae. The record is from RefSeq and is a predicted model, not a curated record.